AUGGCCGACACUUCUGAUGGAUCCAAAUCCGAAAAGGCAUUGGACACGGCGUCCGACCAUGUCCUCCCGGCCACGGAGACAGGCUUCGUCGACGAAGUCCUGCCGCUGAACAAUGUGUUCCAGCGGUGGUCGUUACGCAUGGAGCAGAAGCUCGGCCUGGAGGCCCGUGGCAUCGAGCGAGUCCCCGAGGAUGUUCGAGCGAGGAAGACGGUCCUUGGCGACUACGUGCAGAUGGGUCUGGUCUGGUUCUCAGCCAAUCUCACCGCGAAUAACACCAUGCUGGGGCUUCUGGGGCCUUUGGUCUUCUACCUGGGCCUAGCCGAUGGGUUGAUCCUCGCGGCUUUCGGCGCUAUGGCGGGCGCUGCGUGCUCGGCCUACAUCUCGACUUUCGGCCCCAUCAGCGGCAAUCGUACCCUGGUCAUCGCACGAUACACCAUGGGCUGGUGGCCAUCGCGCCUUUGCGUGCUGCUCAACAUCGUUAUCAUGCUGGGGUACGGCCUCAUUGAUCUCCUCAUCGCUGGUCAGAUCAUGUCCCAUAUCAACGGAAAUGGUAUGAGCGUCGUCGUGGGUGUGGUCAUCUCGGCCAUAAUCACCCUGGCCAUCUUGCUCUUUGGCAUCCGGGUAUUCCAUGUGUAUGAGCGGUACGCCUGCAUUCCGCAGCUAGUCGUCCUCUUUGUCGCCGUCGGCUGCGCGGGGCCGUACUUCAAUACCACCGAGCCGUCAACUGGCACCAGCGCGGUGAAGGCCGCCGACAGGAUGUCCUUCUUCUUUCUCUGCAUGUCGGGCUGCCUGGCCUGGGCCCCUGCCUCUGCCGACUUCUACGUCUACUUCCCCCCUGACGCGAAGCGCUGGAAGGUCUUCAUGGCCACCACGCUCGGGAUGGGCCUCUCCUGCGCCUGCACUUACAUGGUCGGCGUCGGCAUCGCUUCCGGCGUUGCAAACACGCCAGGCUGGGCCGAGGCUUACGAAAUCAGCGUUGGGGCGCUCCUCGACCAGUCGUACGCCCCUCUCGGCACCUUUGGGCACGUCUGUUCGUGCAUUGUCGCCCUGGGUUUGAUCUCCAACGUCGUCCCCUCGCUCUACAGCAGCGCCCUAUCCUUCCAGCUCAUCGGGCACUGGCCUGCCCAGCUGCCGCGCCUAUUCUGGGCCAUCAUUAGCGUCGUCAUCUGCACCGUGUGCGCCUGUGCCGGCAGGGACAAGCUCUUCGAGAUUUUCGAGAGCUUCCUCGCCCUCAUAGGCUACUGGACUGCGUUCUGGAUCACAAUGACACUGGAAGAGGAGCUUCUUUUCCGCCGCAAAACAGGCGGCUACGACUGGACCGCUUGGAACGACAGGAAGAGGUUACCCAUCGGGCUGGCAGCUCUGGCCGCCUUCCUCGUCGGCUGGCUGGGCGCGACCUUGGGUAUGUACCAGACAUACUUCACCGGCCCUCUCGGCAAGCUGGUCGGCGACGGAAUCGACUUGGGCUUGCCGGUCAGCUCCUCGUGGGCUGCCAUAGUGUAUCCUCCCCUACGGUGGCUGGAGCUGAGGUUCAUCGGCCGGUAA
Molecule: messenger RNA, 1545 nt
Organism: Penicillium canariense
Lineage: Eukaryota; Fungi; Ascomycota; Eurotiomycetes; Eurotiales; Aspergillaceae
Product: purine-cytosine permease family protein
Exons: 2
Coding region: 1-1545 (514 amino acids)
Biological process (GO): transmembrane transport
Cellular component (GO): fungal-type vacuole membrane; plasma membrane
Molecular function (GO): transmembrane transporter activity
Source: RefSeq, a predicted model, not a curated record